This is a messenger RNA of Penaeus vannamei (Pacific white shrimp), 541 nucleotides long. RefSeq lists its product as uncharacterized. NCBI's taxonomy places the organism in Eukaryota, Metazoa, Arthropoda, Malacostraca, Decapoda, Penaeidae. The record is from RefSeq and is a predicted model, not a curated record.
AGGGAAAGUUAACAAGACAGCCACUCGUCGCUUGGUCCUGUUUGGAGUAGCCAGCGAAAAAUGGCGAUAGCAAAAUCUCUCUCCGUCUUCCUCAUGGCACUAGUUGCCAUUGUUCAGGCUAGUGCCGAACCACAAUGCUACACGUGCAUAGGAUACGACUCUGCUCUUCCUGUUCAUGACAUGCACAACAACCCAUACUGCGUGUCGGAAUCCUUCGUGGCUUCGGAGGUGCCGAAAUUAAACUCUAAACACGGAAUAUGCAUGGCUUAUACUGAGACGAGGGAUUCUCUCGAAAUCACGGUGCGAUACGGAGAAGAACUCUUCCCCAUACCCCAUAUGUACGUGUACCACAAGGGUUACAUCUGCCAAGGAAACCUGUGCAACAGCCGUCCCACGAACUCAGCAGGUACGCCGUUACUCCUGGUGCCUCUCCUGCUGAUUCCCGCCGUCCUACCGUGUCUUCUGGCUUGAGAGGAAGGAAGGAAGGGCGAUUCACAGCUGGCCUCUUUAUCUCAUACACGCUUGUUUUCACUUUAAAAAC